Messenger RNA from Drosophila grimshawi, 681 nucleotides. RefSeq lists its product as uncharacterized. Lineage: Eukaryota; Metazoa; Arthropoda; Insecta; Diptera; Drosophilidae. The transcript has 3 exons. Bases 16 to 663 code for a protein of 215 amino acids. The record is from RefSeq and is a predicted model, not a curated record.
UUUGCAGCUAAAAUAAUGUUUCUAAAUGAAAUAGGACAGCCAUUAAUACUAGACAGUAAAAAAACAUAUAGCCCCUACGAACGGCACAAUGGACCUAUGUUGUUAACAUCUGCCGCAUUCCAGGAACACAAAGUGCCCACAAGUUUUUGUGACAGGAUUAUCGGCUGCGCUGAGGAUGUGGCUCGAUUCCAGCGUGUGCCCGGCGAAUCCAAACAGGAUUAUGUAUAUCGUAUCAUCAGGCCAAAUGAACCCACCGAAAUAGGCAAUGACGGAAAUACAAUGCUGGUGACUUUGAUACCAGCGGGAGAAAACGAUGUUGGGGAAUCUUGUCAUUUGUAUUACCUGAAAACUGACUAUGUAAGAGCUUUGAUAGUCGAUAAUUUGACGGGAUAUUUGGAUUUUAUACCCAAGGCUGGUGCAUUGUUUCAUCGCGCUCUCAGCAACGGCAUCGAUGUCAUGUAUAUCGAUGAUAUUUACUUCGAGUCCAGCGAUGAUGAGUCGCUUGAGCAACGGGAGCACAUUUACGCAUUCGCUCAGCUGAUAAGGCCCAGAUUUCUGUUUGGACUGCGAAAGAACAAUUUACCACAGAAUCUGCUCGAUUUGUGUGUGCAAAAGUAUCGAGGCCAUAAUCAACAACAAACACAAGUAUCUUUAACAUUGUAAUUUACAAAAGGAAUCGCC